Molecule: messenger RNA, 1170 nt
Organism: Paramuricea clavata
Lineage: Eukaryota; Metazoa; Cnidaria; Anthozoa; Malacalcyonacea; Plexauridae
Source: the annotation of a GenBank genome assembly
AUGUUAUCGUACCUUGUUGCCAAGUUCCUCACAGAGAAAGGAUACACAAAUGAAGGAGAAUACAUCAGAGUUGUUGCAGGAUGGCAUGAGGCCGCAGAUGGUAGAGGUCUUUCUGUACUUGAGCGAUGCAGGAAGAACUAUGCUAUGCUCAACAUGAUCCUGGAUCAUUGGAUGCCUUGGCGUAAAACUACACCCAGUUUUGCUACUAUCGACAUUAACAGGUAUUUACAAAAGAUAACAAUCAUUCAUCCAGACGCGCCUUGAUUUUAGCAGCGCACCCCACUACUAUGUGAGCUACUUAAUUAUUUUAAUUAUAUGUUCUUUAAAAUAGGAAUGCACCGGAACUCGGUUCCAGCUGGUUAGUUCCGGGUGGAACUCCGAUUUGUGAGAGUUUUGGUCGAAUUAAUAAAUCAAGCAUGGCCGGAACCGGAACUCUGAUAUUUUCAUAUAGAUAGAAUAUCAAACGUUUGUGUCGAACAGAAAUUCACUUUAAUUUGGACUACACAAGGAAAAUAUACUCCGUUAACGCUUCAUUAUGACGUUAAGUAAGAGAGGUCGCAAAUGUUAGAAUAAAAAGAUCCUUGAUGACUCGAAGUGUCUGCCCGUCAUAUAUGGUUUAAUAAAUCAGUUCCUGAACUUAAACAAUUGUUUCCGGUGCACCUUUAUUUUAAACCUGUUGAAAGCUAGAUAAUUUUCCUGCAAAGGCGCUAAGUAGGACCAUGUUAUAUAUUAUUGUUCAUCGCAUUUAUGUAUUUUUAUUAUUUCAUUGGGGAGGAAUCCCCAUCCCCUCCCAAAAGGUAAAUUUUGGGAAAGCAUUUCCUCCCAAAAUGGAGCAUGACUGUUUUUAGAACAUUUGUGAUGAUUUUGAAACUUUUGAGUUUUCGGAAUUCAUUUGCUGCCUCCAGGCCCUUGUGACAUAUAAUGUGUUAGAGGGGAAUUACCCCCAAAUAAAAAACCCCUGAAAUUUGUGAGGAUCUCCAACCCAAGUAUCAAAACCUAAAAUACCCAUGUAUUUAACAAUUUAGAUCAAUUAAAGGAAUCUGUGGAUUCUCAAGAGAGACAGUUAUUGCUGUAACAACUAACAUCGAAAGCAUUAAAUACCGCGCGGAAGAGAAAGUGAAAGGAUUGGAUAUCCCGAGCAUCCCAGAGCUGGCACUGCAGAUGAUGUAG